GCACUCAAGGCGAACCAAAGAGAUAUAAUAUAGAUAUCAUAUGAAUGCAAAUAACUCUGCGAGGCGUGAGUGGAAAGUUCCUGCGGUCUGGUGUGCGACAUGCGGACUUCAUUCGGAAAAAUCUGCGGUUGGAAGGUGGAUCUGGUGGACCAAACUUGCCGUUACAUUCCUUGAAUUGCACUCCACAGAAGCCGACGUGAAGUUUUCUUCACUUGUUCCCUGGGUUUCCACAGGAUAACGUUACUCAAAUGGCAGCAACGCCGUGAGCCGGUUCGGUUUGCUCGGACCAGUCCCUAUUAAUAAUGUAUGAUCAGGAUCGUAGAGACUGAGCGUUUAUAAAGACUGGGUAGGCCAUUUUUUCGUUAGGAUCCAUCCAUCUCUCUUUAUUCUAGAUACCCCUCACAUUAUUCAAAAUCUUCCCAACCAUGAGCCUUACGUAUGACGUGUUCCGUGGCUCUGCCGAGGGCCGCAUUGUCGCUGACAAGGCUUCGUCCACCCUUGGACACAAUGAGGUCUUCAUUGAGACCACCCACUCUGGUCUUUGCGGCACAGAUGAGCACUACCUCAAGACCAACCAGGUGCUCGGUCACGAGGGUAUUGGAAUCGUCAAGUCUCUUGGCCCCGGUGUUACCUCCGUGAAGGUUGGAGACCGUGUUGGAUUCGGAUACACCCACAGCAUCUGCACUUCCUGUGACAACUGCGCUACUGGCUGGGAUCAGUACUGCGAGAACCAGAAGCAAUACGGUUUCCACGACUUCGACAACGGAACCUUCAGCUACGGUGCUGUCUGGGACGCCAACUGUGUCUACCCCAUUCCCGAUGGCUAUGACUCCGCGUAUGCUGCUCCUCUCAUGUGCGCCGGUGCUACUGUCUGGACUGUCUUGAGCGAGUAUGGCAUUCGUUCGACUGACCGCGUCGCCGUCAUGGGCAUUGGCGGUCUUGGUCACGUUGCCAUCAAGCUGGCUGCUGCCAUGGGCUGCCACGUCGUUGUCCUUUCCAGCUCUGAGUCCAAGCGCCAGGAAGCUAUGGACUUUGGUGCUUCUGAGUUCCACGUUUUCAAGUCUGGUGAUGCCGUUCCUGAGGGCUUCAAGCCCGUCAAGCACCUCUUGCUUUGCGGCAAUGCCGGUGUUGAUUACCCUUCUCUCAUUCCCCUGAUGGCUACCCACGGUAGCAUCUACCCUCUGACUGUGGCUUUCGAGCCUGCUAAGGUGCCCAUGCUCGGCCUCGUGUGGAGAGGUGUCCGCAUCCAGGGUUCCCUGGUUGCUUCCCGCCAGAGCAUCCGCAGCCUUCUCGAAUUCGCUGCCAGGAAGAAGAUCUACCCCACUAUCAUGACCUUCCCCUUGAACAAGGAGGGUAUUGAGGAAGCCAUGCAGACCCUGCGCGAGGGCAAGAUGAGAUACCGUGGUGUGCUGGUUCGCCAGUAGACACUAUCACGAUAUCUUUUCCUUUCCCUAUUAUUACAACCUGUAGUACUAGUCACGA
Aspergillus eucalypticola CBS 122712 is the source of this 1482-nucleotide messenger RNA. RefSeq names its product NAD(P)-dependent alcohol dehydrogenase. The record is from RefSeq and is a predicted model, not a curated record. Lineage: Eukaryota; Fungi; Ascomycota; Eurotiomycetes; Eurotiales; Aspergillaceae. The transcript has 3 exons. Gene Ontology annotation, biological process: alcohol metabolic process. The coding region runs from base 426 to 1424 and encodes 332 amino acids. Gene Ontology annotation, molecular function: zinc ion binding; alcohol dehydrogenase (NADP+) activity.